GAUUCUCGUGAAUGAUUCGUGGUGAGUCGUUCAUCAUCAGUGAUUCGCGGAGCAUCAUGGCGGACGCACACAGCAGCAGUAACCUCGUCCCGGUCUUAUUCUGCUUCUCGGAGCUCUCUCGGCCCUCGUCCGUGCCCCUGGGCUCUGGCUCUGAAGUGCUCAUCCAGAAGUUCCUGUCCAUUUACGGCCAUCAGAUCGACGUCCACCGUAAGCUGGUGCUUCAGUGUUUCUCGGAGGAAUGGGGUCAGUACGUGGAUCUAGCGAAGGGCUUCACGGUGACCGAGAGAUGUCGGCUGAGACUCGUGCCUCUGCAGAUGCAUAUCACGACACUGGGAAACCUCUCGCCGGCCAGCACGGUCUUCUUCUGCUGUGACAUGCAGGAGCGGUUCAGACCUGCCAUCAAAUACUUCGGGGACAUCAUCAGUGUGGGCCAGAGGCUGCUGCAGGGGGCUCGUAUUCUGGGGAUCCCUGUGGUGGUGUCCGAGCAGUAUCCUAAAGGUCUGGGCAGCACAGUGCAGGAAAUGGAUCUGACUGGGGCCAAAUUAGUUUUUCCCAAAACCAAGUUCUCGAUGGUGCUUCCGGAGGUGGAGGCGGCGCUGGCUGAGAUCCCAGGAGUCCGCAGUGUGGUGCUCUUCGGAGUCGAGACGCACGUGUGCAUUCAGCAGACCGCUCUGGAUCUGAUCGGAAGAGGCUUUGAAGUGCACAUUGUUGCUGAUGCCACGUCCUCCAGAAGCAUGAUGGACCGGAUGUUUGCACUCGAGCGUCUGGCGCGCGUGGGAAUCAUCGUCACCACCAGCGAGUCUGUUCUGCUGCAGCUCGUGGCUGAUAAAGAGCACCCAAAGUUCAAAGAGAUCCAGAACAUCAUUAAAGCCAGCGCUCCAGAGUCAGGCCUGCUCUCCAAGGUCUGAUCGGCCCAGUCUUUCCUCAGCACACACACACACACACACACACACAGACUGGAACACACCACAGAAACCCACCGGGAAACCCACUGACAUGCCCACCAGCACAUGUGUUAGUACUGAAA
Molecule: messenger RNA, 1027 nt
Organism: Carassius carassius (crucian carp)
Lineage: Eukaryota; Metazoa; Chordata; Actinopteri; Cypriniformes; Cyprinidae
Gene: isoc1
Product: isochorismatase domain containing 1
Exons: 5
Coding region: 12-908 (298 amino acids)
Cellular component (GO): cytoplasm
Source: RefSeq, a predicted model, not a curated record